This is a messenger RNA of Temnothorax curvispinosus, 7564 nucleotides long. Its product is annotated as cilia- and flagella-associated protein 61-like. The record is from RefSeq and is a predicted model, not a curated record. Lineage: Eukaryota; Metazoa; Arthropoda; Insecta; Hymenoptera; Formicidae.
GUCGCGUAGUUGUAAUUUACUGCAACUUUUACAUAUAUUUUAUGCCAAAGUUACUUUUAAUUUUCCGUUUACCAACGCAAGCACUCCGUUCUAAGCUCGACGAUGAGCUUAACAUAUAUAAUAUAUAUAUAUUCGACCGCGCGCACGCGCGCGGGCUACACGCAGGGGGUCUGGGUGCAGUAUAGAGACAAUUCAAGCGACAUAUUCAGCAGAUUCAUAUCGAAUAGAUAUCGUUUCAAAGAUUUUAUUAUAUAGAUUAUAUAGAACAUAUAGACGUUCAGUCGCAAAUUGUUGAUCGACGAUCCAGCACAUCCUGAUAGAGGGGACUUUAUUGAAGCAAUUAAGAUUUUCAUUCGAUCAAUGCUGGUCACAGCGCGGUUUCUCCAUUUACCGUUUUUUUUCUGCAGGUCGACGAGACGAGGAUGCAGGUGCAGUCGAGAUACAAUUAACGUACGAGAAGAGAAUAGUUUAUCGCAUAAUUUAAAUAGUCCUCUAUAAUCCACUAUAUUGCUAGAGAUAUCGAGAUAUGAAUUCCAUUUGAAUGAAGCACAAAACUGCGCAACGUGGCUUGACGUUUGACGCUUGACGCGCGCCAGUUGGUUGAGUUGGUUCGUUGGUUGUAGCAACGCGGUUGAAUAGCGCGAUUUUCCUUAUAAUACUUUCUCACUAAUGAAAUCAUCCGACGCGACGCGACGGUCGCGCUUUGUUGUUUCGGGUCGCACCGCGUCGAGAGAACAAGAUUACGCCGAUAUGUAAAGAUCUUUCUCGAUUCAAACUAUUUUCGAGCGAAAUUUAAUUUAGGUCGAUGAGAGAGAGAGAGAGAGAGAGAGAGAGGGGGGGGGGAGAGCACAUUAAUAUAAAGAGCCAUGUUUCCAAGGUUUAUCUUUAUUCGAGAAAUAGCCGAAAACUUGCCGUCUUCGUAGAAUCGAAAGAUACAUCUCACACAAUCAGCUACGAUACUUUGGGUCGCGUAUAUCGUGAUCUCAUGUUGCAUGACCAAAAUCAUUAUCUUAAUAACUCAGAAAGGUCGACAAGAUUUGGUAACGUCUUUGGCAACCAGCGAGAAAAGUAUAUUUCGAGAGGAAAAGGAUAUUUAUUAUAUUUCCGUAGAAUUGUAGGAGGAGAAGCUCUUUAGUAAAACGUACGUACCCGAAUCUUCUCCGUUGUUGGCUCACUCUUCUGCCAGAGUAAUUUUGCGCUGGCUAAUUUAAUUUUCGAACUUAACUUUCGAAAAUUGAAUUAGCUAUGCAGUGAUACAGUGGUUCGCCAAUUCGAUUUCAAGUUUAGGCGCGCGCCAUAUGCGUGCGAAAACGCAUGCAGGAAUUUAACAAGGAGGAAAGAAAGCCCGUUAUCGCAGUCGCGUGUACGAUUGUCUAUAGCAUAUAAUAGCUGCAGGGCUUGCAUCGGGCAAGCUGAUUGUGAGAAAACCAAGCAGACCAAUCGAUCCGAAUAACGAAGAUGAAAUAAGAUCGAGCGCAUGCAGGAUUCUCCAUAUCUCCGCUGUAGAAAAAACGUCGAUCCGAUCGUUUAGCCUUUAGACGUAUGUACGUCUGACGUGACACCGACACCCGCGACUCUGUUAUCUGUAUCUGAAGGGCCCGGACACAUACUUCUGCACAACGCAUAAUGCGUAAGCAUAAGAAAAUUGAUGGGUCCAUACACAUGUGCAUAAGGAAAUAGACCAAUUAGUUUUCUUAUGCUUACGCAUUAUGCGUUAUGCAAAAGUGUGUGCUCCCCGCUUUACUCCUGACGUCCGCCAGCUAUAAUCUAAUCGAAAAUUAUCCGAGAUCCGAGAAUCGAUUGCGAUUUACGAUCGAUUGAAAAUUGCCGAACGGCACGACUGACAACGACAACACGAUUGGCAACUUGGCAAGAAUCGCGAGUCACAACUCGCAACCGCUCGCAACUGGCAACUCGAGUCACAAUAAUAGUUCACUGACGGCACGUCACGUCCGUCGUCCAUCACGAGUCAACUUGGCGUUAGCCAACAAUCGUUCAAGAUGUCAACCCGACUCGGCGAACGAGGCGAGCCGAAAGAGGAGCUACAGUUUAGCAAAAUCUCGGGGUCGCGUCGCCUCCAACACUCGGAUCUAUCACGUUUAGAACGCCUGAUACGCCCGGCGACUCACGAAAUUUUCGGAGAUGUGAAAUUGGAACGACUCUAGUACUUCGAGAUUUGCUGCCUCUCGGUGGUCCAACAUAACGAGAGGCGCGACAUUGUUUCGGGGAUAUGCCUCUGCACGUACCCCAAUGUUCCGUCCGUGCCACCGUACGAUUGGUUGACCUGGUUAAAAACGAUCUACGGGAUCCCCGCUGCCACGGAAAGGAACACAAUGUUCGUACACUUGCUCGUGUGGGACGAGCGUUACUUGAACGAGUUCCUCGCGGAGCUAUUGACUGCAGUUUUCGACAUCACUACCUAUUGCCAAUAUGUGAUCUUCGUGGUACCUCCUCGAGUUACGCCAAGUGAAAUCUUUUCUCUUCUCUCGAUUCUUCUCACACGUCCAUUCACGAUUUGUCUGAGUUGUCAGAUAUAUAUAUAUAUGUUCGUAUUUGUAUUCUCUAGCGAAUUUGAGCGUGUUAUCGCCGCACUUGCGGAAAAUUCACCGAAAUUCCUUCCUACAUCUAUAUGCAACUUGGUUUCGCACUAUUAUUUCGAUUACCUUAAUAUCUUAUCUAUCAUCGUAUGGCGCUAUAGAGAGGAGGACCACGACGACGUGAUAGCGAUCGUCGACGGUGACGGUGAGAGUAUCCCGGUGAUGCACCUAAAGAAGCUUUAUGGAGAGUAUUGCAUCAGUGAGAUGAUUCGUCAUCCGAACAGCUGUCGUCGAUUGAUCAUCGGAGAGGAUCCUACUGACGGCUCGGCUGUGGGCGUCGUGUGUCUCAAUUCCAAGAUCGACGUCGAUCUGCUGAACGAAAAUUUCGAGUUAACGCUGUACAAUGGUCUGAAAAAGUCAUGGAGAAACGACGAAGCGUCGGCGUCGCAGGGAGACGCUCGGUCCGCUGUUCAUGGGCCCAAAGAGAUGCACGCGCCACUCGACAGCCGUCAUAGCGGCGAGAUAAACGUCUUCGUUUUGGAAAUGUUUGCGAUGCGCGAUGGAACGAGGCCGAGGCCUCCCUGGUCCUACGAUUUCCUGGAAGCUGCUUUCGAUUGCUUUCCGCAUUUAGAGUAUUGCGCGAUCCUCCUCCCCUUUUCGCAUCCGUGCUAUCAGUUCCUUCAACAUUUUGUGGUACUCUUGCACAAGUAUUGUAAACCUAACCGACUAGACGUAGACAUACUCGAUUCUCUUUUUCAUCUCGAUAACAAGAAAGUAAAAAACAUGGAAUUUAUCAAAACGAAAAUGCAGCGCGUGCCAUUGAGAUGUAACCGAGAUUUCCCGAUGACGCUGUAUAUUGUACACCGAGUGGUUCUUCGCGAGGAGAUGAGCUGUCGCCGCGCCCGACGACAAGACCGAGAAGCUAUAGAGAAACUCUUGUUCACUGUGCCAACGAGACGCGAGGUCUUGGCUGAUUUUGAUUUUGCGACGGAUCCUUUACGGCUCGAUUUAAAUUGCUUCGUCUUUGAAAGUAACGACACGAUGCUGGGACUCGCUAUACUGUGCGCCGAAAGGCAGGUAAAUUUCGUUACGAGUCAUUACCAUGUAGAGGAUUACGUGUCUGUGCAGAGUAUUCCUCAAGAUGAUUACGGACGUCUCUUGCAUUUCGUUCUCAUGCCAAUUUUUUCCGCUUAUCAUCGCUUCUUCUUCCGCGAGAUCGCACGUUUGAGCGAGUUAACGGUAAUCUUUUAUCGGCUUCGUCACGAGGAUCAGAGCACUGCGACGUGGAUAUGUCCCUUAGUAUCCUGUCUGAACGAUAUGAUUCCGGUUGAUCCUCGUCGACAAGCUGAAUACGAAUUCCCGAUUAUUCUGGAAAAUCUUGAUAACUGUGAAAAUAAUGUAAGAGGUAAAAGGGCGGAUGACGGUAGAUUUUCUCUAUUCGUGACGUCGCCGAGACUAGCAACGAUGCCACGUGUACGUAUCGACGCGAGGAUCGUCGUCGUUGGAGCAUCGGACUGCGGAAUUGCAUUCGCAGAGUAUCUCGCUGUACGAUCAUCGCAGCGUUAUACGCAAUUGACAAACUUUACGCUGAUAUCACCGCACGGUAUACCAUUUGAUAACGAAACGAGUCGCGCAGAGGUGUGUUUGCUUCCAUUCCGAGGGAGGUUUCACUCGGGAUAUCGUCGCUGCAUGGCCGCACGGACUUGGAUCAAUAUCGUCUACGGGACUAUGAUAGCGAUCAACAGGUGGUCUUUCAUACAUCAUGAUAGUCGAUCCUUAAUUAGUUCCUUAAAUUUUGACCUGUACAUCGUACGAGUAUUUUCAUUCGAGUUUCCUCACGCUAGAAAAGAGAAAUACGUGACUGUGAUGAAUCAGGGAAAUUUCGCGUAUGAUUAUUUGGUUUUGACGUGCGGCUUGCAGUAUCGGAACUCGACGUUACGAGAGAAAAUGAAAAUGCAAAAGCAAGAAGGAAACAAGAUACAAGACCAAAUACCAUGGAAUUGUUUGACCGUAAACAAUGACACGGAAGCUUCCGUCUGCUUCAGAAAGAUUCGAUGGUUAACGGGAGAUUUCAAACAAAGGAAAGAGAUAUUUCUUUACGGACAUAAUAUCGAUUGCUACUGCGCACUUGGUGGUUUGAUCAAGCUUGGCGUAAAGCCGUCGUGGAUCACGUUGAUCGAACCGAGCUUUUUGAGGUCCUGCGAGAUGCACGAUCAAGCUUUCUUUCACGAUUACGAAGUGGACAAAGCGGUGACGAAUGCCAUUUUACAAAGCGGAAUUCAAGUUUUUCCCGCAUGGAACAUGAUCGAUUGGGCUCUGAUAGAGAACGACGAUGCAAAGCUCAUGAUCGAGAGUGUCACGAUUGAAAAGGAGGGCGAAACGAAAAAGUUGACUUGCAACGCUCUUUUCAACUUUUACGAGAAAACGAUCGAUUUAAAUGCGUUCUUAGCGUUCUGUCGAGCCGGUCUCAUUUUCGAUGGCUCGCUAGUAAUAGACCCGGAGUGUCGUACCAACGAUCCGUUUAUUUUUGCCGCUGGUACCGUGACGAGAUAUUCCAGAAAGUUUUACGCGGACGCUUGGCAGCACAAACAUUACGAUAGCAUGGAAAUCGGAGAGAGAGUUAGUGUAGACUGUAGAAGAGAGGGCCGCACGCUCUUUCACGUGCGUUUCUUUUCAAUACUUUCCAUCCGUCUGCACCGAAAGCUCGCUCAAAUUUUACGGAAAGCGAUCGAAUGGGACGAGCGAGUUUCCGAGCGAACGUCGAGGAAAGAAAAGGUCAUGUGUUUGACACCCUCGAUAUUCCGUGCGCCUAUCGUAAUCGCUUGCAUUUUACCGGGUGAUUAUUAUUACCUGCAUGUACGUGGACCCGGAGAGACAACCUGCCGUAGCACGGCGAAGAUUAGUCGCAACCACUACGGUCAAGCAUUUGUAACCGGUUCUUGCGAAUCUGAAAUUGGAUACUUUCGCAUCCGAUUGAAUAUGUACGACACUGUGGAAAGUGUAACCUGCGUAAGCAAAAAGACAUUCCGCGUGCAGGACAUGGUCGCUUUAUAUGGGAAACACGAGAGCAUGUUAAACGAAUUGAACGUCCGUUUUCGAAAUUCAUGCAUCUCGGAUUUCUACGCGUACUUUCGUGAAUCUUGGGCCGCGGCGAUUCUCCAUGACAGAUUCGAUUGCCUGCGCGUCGAAAAUCGUGCUACUUUGCUGUCGCGAAUGAACAUUUACGACGCGUGUGAUUUGGUCGACGCGUGCAUACGCAUGCUAAUCGAGUCCAAAUGGAAGACGGUGAGUACGUUUACCUACGAGACGAGUUUAUCAAGACGUUGCCGCAAAUAUAUAUAUAUAUGGUCCUCCCGAGAGCAAGGAUUAAGUAUCGAUGCUCUCGAUAAUAUGAUAAUGCUAAUGAUAAGGAUAAUGAUAAUGAUAAUAAUAAUGAUGACGCGAUGCAAGAGCUCGAUAUUUGCGCAGAUGUCUGAAGAGGAUCAACGUUACAUCGAAUCUAGGUAUGCUGGCUCGGCUUAUCGUCAAGAACUCGAGAACAAUCUCAUGAAUUUCCUCAAGUUUUACGAGAAUGAUCUACCGAUGUAUUGUACUUUGCGUAGACAGCGCCAAAUGUAUAUGGAUAUCGCGGAAAGUCCGUUAUAUUUUGACCAAUAAAACAUUUUUCACAAAUUUUCUGAAAGGUAAAAGGAUUCGUGGAGCGAGAGAACUAAUAUAGGAGAGGGCCGAGAAAGAAAAUGUAGUAUUUAAUCAUCUUCCACCUUCUCUCUCUCUCUCUCUCUCUCUCUCUCUCUCUUUCUCUCGCAAAUAUAAAUGAAAAUGGUGUCGAAAACAAUGAAUAUCAAUAUAUCGCGGAUCGUUAUUAGGUUCCCCUUGUAUAAUCUACAACUGCUCGCAACGCGUGCGAGAGGCUUCUUAGCGCGGUGUGUGCUGCAAAAGUCGCACUGCAUGGAGUCGAUAUAAGAAAAUUGAAUAUCUUUAUAUACAAUUAGUGACAAAGCACUACGUAAAUUUCCACUCGACCACGUUGAGCAGCGUGCUACAUCAUACGCAUAGACGCAUAUAAACGCAUAAACGUUUUCUGAAUUAAAAUAAUGAUAAUAUAUAUAUAUCACAUCCUCGCUAAACGAGUCCACGCGUCUUAUACCUACCUAUACCUAUAAUAUACUUGCUACGCGAUUCCAUCAUUCGUCGUAGGUCAAGUUUAACAUUCCGCCGAGUCGUUCGUAUUUCGUAACACUCGUAAAUGCGACUACUGCAACUCGCACGUCGCAAUGUCGCCGCGCCUACGCGGUGCCCUACCUUUAUAUUAUACGCCUUACCUUUCGCGAACGCCAUAGUAUGUAACAUACGUAUAUGAAAUGUCGAUACAAAGGAGAAACAAACGAUGCAAUAGUGUAACCAACGACUCGAUACGACGUUUAUUCUAAUAUUUCGCGGGCUAUAGCGCGGAUUUUUCGUAGAAAAUUGUCACCAUUUACUCAAAGAAAAUAUAUAUCGGUUUGCGAUCGUCCGUCAUAUUCGUUCGCUGCUCCCUAUACAUUUAUACACGUUAUGCCAAUUAUAUACAUAUACAGAUUAUACAUAUAUAUGGAUAUAGUCUUUUCUCUCUUUUCCUUUUCUUUCAAACCUUUUCCUUGAACCCACGCACGUGGGCACGUGCCGCGUGUGCGUGGCACGGUCUGUUUAUUGUAGAUUUCGUCAAUCUUUUUGGUUUAUUUCGCAAAUAAAUCUACGUGCAAGUGUCGCCGUUGCCACGCUUUUGAAACUCGUCCAAAAUCUUGCUGGUCUUGAUGAUGUGUCGGUCAUGGUCGUGCUACUUUUAACUUAACUGCUGGCUUGCCUAUCCCUGUGUACGAUCUAUAUACGCGGACGUAUCUAUUAUAUGUAUAACGUUUCGUUUAUUAAUAUUAGGCGUUUAUCACGAAUAAAACGAGACGAAAUCUCUCUCACUCUCUCUUUCUCCUCGACAGUCGAAAUAUCGUAAAUACUCCAGAUUUUCGCUCCAGAGAUUAUAGCUAUAUAUA